This is a messenger RNA of Trematosphaeria pertusa, 2480 nucleotides long. RefSeq names its product kinase-like protein. Gene Ontology annotation, cellular component: spindle pole body. Gene Ontology annotation, molecular function: ATP binding; protein serine/threonine kinase activity. Lineage: Eukaryota; Fungi; Ascomycota; Dothideomycetes; Pleosporales; Trematosphaeriaceae. The transcript has 4 exons. The record is from RefSeq and is a predicted model, not a curated record. Gene Ontology annotation, biological process: intracellular signal transduction; peptidyl-serine phosphorylation. Bases 193 to 2157 code for a protein of 654 amino acids.
GACAACGCCAACGUACAACUCAUUAUUGCCUGCCUGCCCCGGCCGCUCCAGCCGAUCCUUCCUACAAUCAAUCUGUCAGCCCUUGUGUGCAUUCUCGCUCUUUGCAUUGCUUCUUUUUGGCAUCCCCUGCCGUAACGGCAGCUGCCCGCAGUCGCUCCCUCCGCGAGGGCUCAACGAGCUAAUCCGCGCACCAUGGCAGACCGGCCAUCCUUCCAGCUCCCAAUUCCUCCUCCACCGCUUCACACUCGCUCCAGCGACAUGGACUGCCCGGGCACGCCCUCGCAGGAGGCCUUCAUCAGCCCGCAGCAGACCCCCCAGGGCAGCCCCAGCAAAAACCAGCAUCCGCCGGGGGCAUUCGACCUGCCGCACGUCUUCGAGAAUGCCAUGAGACUGCUGCCGACCCUGGGCUCGCCGUCCAGGUCGAAGCCGGGCACGCCCACGUCGCCCAACAAGGCCAACCUGCAGACGGCCGACGACGUCGACUACUCGGGCCCAGACGUCACCACGCUUGGGCCGGGCAGCCCCACGCGGAAGUCGAACAAGGAGAACACGCCGCCAGGCUCGCGUCCUGGCUUGCAGAAGGAGUCGAGCUACAUCACCCACGCGGCCCAAUCGCGCCAAGAGCCUUACCGCACCCGCGAGGCAGAGCAGUCGUCGCGCUACUACCACGGCCCCCAGCGUCUGUCCGCCGAGGAGCUCGAGAAGGCCAGGAAGCCUUCGGUCAAGCGCCUAGCCAAUGUUACUCAACUUUACUUCCUCGACUACUACUACGACCUCCUCACGUACGUGCACACGCGCCAGAAUCGCCUUGCCCAGUUCCAGGCACAGAACCCUCCACCCCCCGCCACGCCCGAAGCCGACUAUAAUGAUGCCCUCACGCAGUAUCUGGGUCGCGAGCGGGCGAAUCUGCGGAAGCGACGUACCCGUCUACGGCAGGGCGAUUUCCAGAUUCUCACACAGGUUGGGCAGGGAGGCUACGGACAGGUGUAUUUGGCGCAGAAGAAGGACACUCGGGAGGUGUGCGCAUUGAAGGUGAUGAGCAAGAAGCUCCUGUUCAAGCUGGAUGAGGUCCGCCACGUCCUGACCGAGCGCGACAUCCUGACCUCAGCAAAGAGCGAGUGGCUGGUUCGGCUGCUCUACGCAUUUCAGGAUGAUAAGAGUAUCUAUCUUGCCAUGGAAUACGUGCCCGGCGGAGAUUUUCGCACGCUGCUCAACAACACUGGUGUCCUGCACAACCGGCACGCUCGCUUCUACAUCGCCGAAAUGUUCUCCUGCGUCGACUCCCUCCACCAGCUAGGCUACAUUCACCGGGAUCUUAAGCCGGAAAACUUCCUCAUCGACAGCACCGGGCAUGUCAAACUAACAGACUUUGGUCUCGCGGCAGGCAUGCUUGCGCCAGCAAAGAUUGAGUCGAUGCGCAUCAAGCUUGAAUCCGUUGGAAAUGUGGUAUCCCCCUUUGGACGGCCCAUGGAAGAGCGGUCCGCUGCUGAGCGCCGUGAGAACUACAGGUCGCUUCGGGAGCGAGACGUCAACUACGCCAAGAGCAUCGUCGGCAGCCCCGACUACAUGGCGCCCGAGGUCCUCAAGGGCGAAGAGUACGAUUUUACGGUCGACUACUGGAGCUUAGGCUGCAUGCUGUUCGAAGCGUUGGCCGGAUACCCACCGUUCGCAGGUGCCACAGUUGAUGAGACCUGGCAGAAUCUGAAGCAGUGGAAGAAGGUCCUCCGCAAACCAGUCUAUGAAGACCCUUCCUACUUCCUCUCCAAGCGCACAUGGGACCUCAUCACCCAUCUCGUAGCGUCAAAGUCUUCCCGCUUCCGGGGCAUCUCGGAGAUUCAUGCGCACCAGUACUUUGCUGAGGUGGAUUGGAACCGACUGAGAGAGAACAAGGCGCCUUUCGUCCCAGAGCUCGACAGCGAGACCGACGCAGGAUACUUUGACGACUUUGGUAACGAGGCCGACAUGGCCAAGUAUAAGGAGGUGCAUGACAAGCAGGCUGCGCUGGAAGCCAUGGCCGAGCGAGGCGAGAAGAUGAACAAGGGUCUUUUUGUUGGAUUCACAUUCCGCCACAAGAAGACGAACGACGAGAACGGCAAGUCUUCCAGUCCCAGGAAACCGCUCCCUGUGGUGGAUGAGAACUUCGGUACCAUCUUCUAAAACAUUCCUUCCCCUUCCGCUCGCCGGGCACUGGUUGCUUCGGUUUCAGUUUGGGUCCCUUUCCUUCCCGGCGCUGUCAGGGUCCUCUCUUGCGAAGCAUAUGACGUUUGUGGAAACCCGUAAUGAGCGGUGAAUGAAUGGAGUGAUGGACUGGCAUUGUAGCAUGUGCUUUGGUAGGUUCUAGGCGUUGGAGCAAAUACGCUUGGAGUCUGGUUUCGGCGUGCAUUGAUUCUAGCAACGCCGUGUAAUAGUAGGAUAUGCAACGAGUAUCAUGGGAUGUUGCACCAUAUGCCGUCUCACUUUGUGAUUUAUACUCUGCUGGG